AUGGCUACUAGGUUUAUUUUGUUAUUGCUUCUAACGCUUGUUUUUGUCACUGAUGCUAGGAAGGUAGCAAUGAGCAAAAAGGAUGCAUUUCAUGAGGGUAAGACGUUCAACUUUGAUUACUUUCCUGGUUAUGACUUUGGCUCUGGAUUUGAUCAUGGUGCUGGUGCUGGCUUCGGUGGUGGGGGUGGAUUGGGAGGGUUUGGUGGUCGUGGAGGAGGAGGAGGAGGAGGAGGAGGAGGAGGAGGUGGUGGUGGUGGAGGUGGUGAAAAAGGUGGAGGAUUUGGUUUUGGAAGUGGAGCUGGAGGUGGAUUUGGGUCUGGAGUUGGAGGAUUUGGUGGUGGAGGUGGUGGUGGCGGCGGCGGCGGUGGCGGUGGUGGUGAUCCUUUUGGUGGCGGGAUAGGUGGUGGAGCUGGUGGAGGAGCUGGAGGAGGGGUUGGAGGAGGGGUUGGAGGUGCACAGCCUUGA
Dovyalis caffra is the source of this 465-nucleotide messenger RNA. The record is from the annotation of a GenBank genome assembly. Lineage: Eukaryota; Viridiplantae; Streptophyta; Magnoliopsida; Malpighiales; Salicaceae.